Lolium perenne is the source of this 879-nucleotide messenger RNA. RefSeq names its product germin-like protein 8-4. Gene Ontology annotation, molecular function: manganese ion binding. Lineage: Eukaryota; Viridiplantae; Streptophyta; Magnoliopsida; Poales; Poaceae. The record is from RefSeq and is a predicted model, not a curated record.
AGGCUAUUUAAGCACAUCACAUGCCUCGAAGGCAAAAGCAACUCACAAUGGCCUCCUCUUCCUCAUUGUUUCUCCUUGCCUUCCUUCUUGCCCUGACCUCAUGGCAGGCCACAGCCUACGACCCUAGCCCUCUUCAAGACUUUUGCAUCGCUGACAUGAAGUCGCCUGUGAGAGUAAACGGGUUUGCUUGCAAGGACCCAAUGACUGCCACCCCCGACGAUUUCUUCAAUGCAGCCAUGCUCGAUCAGGCUAGGGAUACUAAGGCCAGCAAGGUCAGGUCCAACGUCACAAAUAUCAAUGUCAUAAAUUUCCCAGGCCUCAACACCCUCGGCAUCUCGUUGGCACGCAUCGACUAUGGACCAUUGGGUGUGAACACACCACACGUACACCCCCGUGCCACUGAGCUCUUGACCGUGCUUGAGGGAACACUCUACCUUGGAUUUGUCACAUCCAACCCAAACAGACUCUUCUCCAAGAUAGUUAAGAAGGGUGAUGUGUUCGUGUUCCCAAAGGCCAUGAUCCACUUCCAAAUGAACCUGGCGCAUGACAAGCCAGCAGCUGCAUUGUCCUCGCUCAGCAGCCAAAACCCUGGGGUUAUUUCUAUUGCCAACGCAGUGUUUGGAUCCAAGCCACCGAUUUCAGAUGAUGUUUUGGCAACGGCAUUUCAGGUGGAAAAGGAUCUGAUACAUUGGCUCCAAUCUCAGUUUUGGGAGAAUAACAACUACUAAUAAUUCUCUCAUGUUUGCAUCCAUGGAAAGUUAAUAUGUAUUCAUAUAUGUAAUAAAUGGCAUGCAAGUGAUACGUAUGCAUGCCUGCGAGCUGUGAGAGUUUUUCUAUACCCUUUGAAUCACGAAAAGAUAUAUCUUUUCUUUUGUCGAA